AUGUGUGGAAUACUGUUAUUUAAUAGCAGUGGUAGCUGUGAUGUCACUGCUCAGGAUGUAUAUUUGGAAUUUGCAGAAGAUGAUAAAGUCGUAACAUCUAGUGGAAAAGAUACCAUUGAUAAGAUUGUUCCUUAUAUCGUAGCUAGAGGUCCGAAUUUCUCAUCUUACAGGACUCUACAUGGUGUAAAUACAUGUUGGUUUUCAUCUGUAUUAUCCUUGAGACAACCUUUCACAAAACAAAGUAUUGUUAUUGAUAAAAAAUUUGUAUUACAAUUUAAUGGUGAAUUAUACAAUAAAACAAUUGAUCUCGAUGAGAAUGAUACACAAUAUAUUGUACAAUUAUUAUCUAAUAUCGAUGUCUAUGAUGAUGAUAAGUUAUCAAUACAACAAGAAAUUAUUAAUGUGAUUAAAAAUUUAGAUGGUGAAUUUGCUUAUACUAUUAGUGAUUUAGUGAAUAAUAUUAUUUAUUUUGGUAGAGACACUAUUGGUAAAAGAAGUCUCAGUUAUUGCAUCGAUUCACAGACUAAUGAAUUAUAUGUGGCUAGUGUGACAGGUACCACAUCGAAGCAAUUUAUUAAUUGUAUUGGUGGACAAAUAUAUAUAUUUGAUACUUCUAAAAGAGACUUCAUUGUUGAACCAUGUAACAUACGAGACGUUCCAUAUGAUGUCACCUCACUUGUUGAUGAAGGUUUAAAUGAUCUUAAUAUGAUCACAAGUGAAUUAUAUGAACAAUUAAGUAACGCUGUCUCAAAGAGAAUUACUACAAUUCAUCCAACUCAUAUUGAAAAUUCUCCUAUUGCUAUCUUAUUUUCAGGUGGAUUGGAUUGUUCAAUUAUUGUAGCAUUAAUGUGUGAACAAUUGAUAAAAAUGCCGGGUAAUAAUACUAUAAUAGAACUAUUAAAUGUUGGAUUUGAAAACCCAAGAACUAAAUUACAACCUAGUGAUACACCUGAUAGAAAGCUUGCAAUUUCUAGUACAAAAAUUUUGAAAAAUUUAUACCCUGACGUAAAUAUAAAAUUGAUAGAAGUCGAUGUACCUUAUGAAGAAUAUUUAUCAAUAAGACCUAAGGUUAUUGAUUACAUGUAUCCUAAGAAUACAGAGAUGGAUCUUUCCAUUGCCAUUGCUUUUUUCUUUGCUUCAAGAGGACAAGGGUUUAUUACUAAUUAUGAUGAUGGAACUCGUCAUGAAUAUAAUCGUAAAGGGAUUGUAUUGUUUAGUGGGCUUGGUGCAGAUGAAUUAUAUGGAGGGUAUCAUAAGUUUGCUAAUAAGAGUACUCCAGAGUUAGUAGAAGAAUUAGUCAAACAGAUUAAUAAUAUACAUGAUAGAAAUUUGAAUAGAGAUGAUAAAGUUAUAGCUGAAAACGGUGUGGAAGUAAGGUAUCCAUUCCUUGAUGAGUCUGUUAUUCAAUAUUCAACAUCAAAAAUUCCAAUUAAUUACAAGAUAAACAAGUUUAUACUUCGAAAUGUAGCAAAGAUUAAAUUGAAUUUAGGCGCAAUUGCAGAAGAACCUAAACGUGCCAUUCAAUUUGGUUCAAAGAGUGCAAAGAUGACUAAAGAUGGUAACAAGAAUGGAACUGAUAUACUUAAAUAG
Messenger RNA from Maudiozyma saulgeensis, 1590 nucleotides. NCBI's taxonomy places the organism in Eukaryota, Fungi, Ascomycota, Saccharomycetes, Saccharomycetales, Saccharomycetaceae. The record is from the annotation of a GenBank genome assembly.